AUGGAAAGCUGUCCCCAACCUUGUGUGCCGCAGUCGCACAUUUAUGCAGACAUUGAUUUCAAUGUUCGCUCACUUUUGUUGAUUUUGGGUGACAUGUCAACUACUGAUGAAGGCGACAUCCUAGAAAUAGAAGAUAUUUAUCAGUUACGCGAGGACCUUGAGAUUUUGAUUCGAAAUGUAUCGUAUUAUCAUCCAAGAAUUCAGGAACUCCAUGAAAGGAUUUCUUCGUUGAAAACAACGGUUGAUCAGUUUACAAAACAAGAAAUCAGUAUAGAAGAGAGGGUCAGAUCUCAAUAUCAGCUACAGUGGGAUGAAACGAAAGACAGAUUCACGGAUGUUUCAAUAGUUUGCAACAACGAGCGUGAACGAAUCGAAGAACUUGAAAAGAAUGAAAUAAGAUAUAAAAGAGCAUUGGAAAACAAAAAUAGCAGAAUAAAGUCACUAGAAGAGAAGGUUGCCACCCUGUCGGAGAGCAAUGAAAAAUUAUCUUCCACAGUUAGCGAAUUGAAAGAGUGGAAUGUAACAUUUGCAAAUACAAAAGAGUGGAUUUUGAAGACUACCAACAAUCGACUCGCCAUGUGCAGUACAGAACUAUCUUUCUUCAAAACAACACUUAAUCAGGCAUGUGGAAUAUGCAUUUCUGUAUCAUAUUCUAUCUUAUUUUAA
Saccostrea cuccullata (small rock oyster) is the source of this 666-nucleotide messenger RNA. RefSeq lists its product as uncharacterized. Bases 1 to 666 code for a protein of 221 amino acids. The transcript is spliced from 3 exons. The record is from RefSeq and is a predicted model, not a curated record. NCBI's taxonomy places the organism in Eukaryota, Metazoa, Mollusca, Bivalvia, Ostreida, Ostreidae.